This is a messenger RNA of Poecilia latipinna (sailfin molly), 3626 nucleotides long. Its product is annotated as dipeptidyl peptidase 9. The record is from RefSeq and is a predicted model, not a curated record. The transcript has 21 exons. Gene Ontology annotation, molecular function: serine-type peptidase activity; dipeptidyl-peptidase activity. Lineage: Eukaryota; Metazoa; Chordata; Actinopteri; Cyprinodontiformes; Poeciliidae. Gene Ontology annotation, biological process: proteolysis. The coding region runs from base 201 to 2858 and encodes 885 amino acids.
GAUGUGUACUCUACCGGGAGCAACGUUCCUCCUUCCCGAUCUGUGAGCCAGCUGCAUCUUGUGUGGCUGUUUCGGCCAUGGAUUCAACCUUUAGCAGUCGCGAAACCUGUUUGACACUGAGCUAAUAGUGUGUAAUAACCGCUUUAAGGAGCUGUAGCCACGCUGGUUACAUAUUUGGGAUCUGAGGUGCUGAACGGUGAAUGAAUAGAGGAAAGAAGGUGAAGCGUUGUGAAAAGAAAGAGGGCAUCACGAAAAGUUGUUGGACUGUGAGCAUGAUGGCUGUUGAUGGCCUGUGGGACAACACAGAGGUGGUGGAGAUGGGGGACGUGCCAUCUCAGUUCUUUGUGGAAAAACACUCUUGGGAGGGCCUGCGUGACAUCAUCCACUGUAGCAGGAAAUACUCGGGAAUGAUUGCCAACAAGGCCCCCCAUGACUUCCAGUUUGUGCAGAAGACUGAUGAGAACGGGCCCCACUCCCACCGGUUGUAUUACCUUGGAAUGCCUUACGGAAGCAGAGAGAACUCCUUACUCUACUCAGAAAUCCCCAAGAAGGUCCGGAAGGAGGCGCUCUUAGUGUUGUCAUGGAAACAGAUGCUCGAUCACUUCCAGGCGACUCCGCACCAAGGGGCUUACUCUCGAGAGGAGGAGCUGCUGAGAGAGCGGAAGCGUUUGGGAGCGUUUGGGAUCACGUCGUACGACUACCACUAUAAGAUGGGCCUGUUCCUGUUCCAGGCCAGCAAUAGUCUCUUCUACUGUCAAGAUGGAGGCAACAACGGCUUCAUUCAGUCUGCCCCAGUAAAACCAGUGGAGAUAAAGAGCCAGUGCUCAGGCACCCGCAUGGACCCCAAGAUCUGCCCCGGACACCCGGAUUUUAUAGCCUUCAUUAACAACAAUGACCUGUGGAUAGCCAACAUCAAGACGGGAGAGGAGCGCAGGCUGACAUACUGCCACAAAGGUUUGGACAAUGUCAAAGAGGACCCUAGGUCUGCAGGUGUAGCAACGUUCGUCAUCCAGGAGGAGUUUGACCGUUUCACUGGUUACUGGUGGAGUCCGUCUGCAGCAGCAGAUCCUGAUGGAGGGAAAACGUUGCACCUUCUGUAUGAGGAGGUGGAUGAGACCGAAGUAGAAAUUAUUCACGUUCCGUCUCCAGCUCUGGAGGAGAGGAAAGCAGAUGCGUACCGAUAUCCUCGCACAGGUAGUAAAAAUCCCCAGGCUACUCUUAAACUGGCAGAGAUCAAGACAGACCAUCAAGGAAAAAUCAUUAGCACACAAGAUAAAGAGCUGGUCGUCCCAUUUAGCACCUUGUUUCCUAGAACAGAAUACAUGGCCAGAGCAGGAUGGACGAUAGACGGAAAAUACGGUUGGGCAGUGCUGUUGGACCGCAGCCAGAAGAAGCUGCAGCUUGUUCUGCUGCCUCCAGCGCUCUUCAUCCCCAUCACAGAAGACUCUACCCUGAGGCAGGACAGUCUGGAGGCUGUGCCCAGCUGCACUCAGCCAUACAUCAUCUAUGAGGAGACCACUGAUGUCUGGAUAAAUGUUCAUGAUAUAUUCUAUCCUUUUAUUCAAACAACAGAAGAUGAGUUUACUUUCAUUUGGGUAAAUGAGUCUAAAACAGGCUUCAGCCACCUCUAUAAAAUCACCUCACUGUUACAGCCAGGCUGCCACCACUGGGCAGAGGAAUACCAUCAUGUGGAGGGAAAUUUUAAAUGUGCAAUCAAGGAGGAGGUUACGUUGACCAGCGGAGAAUGGGAAGUUCUGUCCAGACAUGGUUCAAAGAUCUGGGUGAAUGAAGGAACCAAGCUGGUAUAUUUCCAGGGCACCAGGGACACGCCGUUGGAGCACCACCUGUAUGUGGUCAGCUAUGAGUCUCCAGGCGACGUGGUCAGACUAACCAAACCUGGAUUCUCUCACUGCUGCUCUGUUAGUCAGAACUUUGACUUUUUCGUGAGCCACUACAGUAACGUGAGCACACCUCCAUGUGUUCACUUGUACAAGUUGACCAGCUUAGAAGAUGACCCCCUCCGAGUGGUUCCAGAGUUCUGGGCCAGCUUGAUGGAGCCACCAGGUUGCCCUGGAGAUUACAACCCACCGGAGAUUUUUGACUUUCCGGGGAAGUCAGGCUUCCAGCUGUAUGGGAUGGUGUACAAACCUCACAACCUGCAGCCUGGCAGAAAACACCCAACUGUUCUGUUCGUGUAUGGUGGCCCUCAGGUGCAGCUGGUUAACAACUCUUUCAAGGGGAUGAAGUACCUCCGUCUCAACACGCUGGCUUCUCUUGGCUAUGCUGUGGUUGUUAUUGAUGGGAGGGGCUCCUGUCAGAGGGGCCUGGAAUUUGAAGGAGCUCUGAAAAACAAAAUGGGUCAGGUGGAGAUAGAGGACCAGGUGGAGGGUCUGCAGUACGUGGCUGAGAAGUUUAACUUUGUAGACCUGAGUCGUGUUGCCAUUCAUGGUUGGUCGUAUGGCGGCUUUCUCUCUCUGAUGGGCCUCAUCCAACGACCCAACAUCUUCAAGUUGGCUAUCGCUGGCGCCCCGGUGACCGUGUGGAUGGCCUACGACACGGGCUACACUGAGCGCUACAUGGAUGUGCCUGAGAACAACCAGCAGGGCUAUGAAGAGGGCUCAGUGGCUCUGCAUGUGGACAAGCUGCCUAGCGAGCCCAACCGUUUGCUGAUCCUCCACGGCUUUUUAGAUGAGAAUGUGCACUUUUUUCACACCAACUUCCUGGUAUCCCAGAUAAUCCGAGCUGGGAAGCCCUACCAGCUUCAGGUCUACCCCAACGAGCGGCACAGCAUUCGCUGCCCUGAGUCUGGGGAGCACUACGAGAUCAUGCUGCUGCACUUUCUACAACAAUACCUCUAAAGCCAGAGUGGGGGCCUCCAGAUCACCCGGUCUUUAUUUUCUGUGUCCUCCUGUUGCCAGUUUGUCACACAGCAUCAGCAGCAGCAGCCAUGUUUCUCAUGUUGUUUCAUUCUGCACCUCUACUGUUUUUCUCCCCUGUCCUCCUGUGCCAGUAGGACUGAGCGUCUAGUCCAACCUUCAAGUAGAACAAUCAGCAAUUUGGGUCACACUAAGUCACAUUUCCCAGCCCAACGUGGUUUUUUUCCCCCGCCCCCGCUCAGCAGUAGGAAGUGGGAUGCAAAUGGAAUCUCUACAAGUAUUUACUGGCAUGAACUCUCACACCGCACAUACACACAUCCCACUUCCUUUUCCACAUACACACACUCAUUUUGACUAAGGAACAUGCAGUCUCAAUAACACCAGAGAAAAGAAGAAGAUCGAUGCUCUUCCUGUGUCCACCUGUUUUAACUAUUUGUUAUUUAGAAUAAAAUAUUUUUAUGAAUUUUUAUUCUUUUUUUUCUAACUGCCAACUGAUGGAAGCUACUCGUUGAUACCUUUGUCUCCUCACAUUAUGUUGCUAAAGAUGUCUGCUUGCCUUCUCUAUAUAUAAUUUAUAUUUGCCAAAAGUACCUCUUGACUCUUGAUCAUGCUGGUUUUUUUUUUUUUUUUUUUUUUUUUUUUUUACUGCAAUAAAGACAACAGGAGGGAGGGCAGCAGAGUCUUACAGCAGCUUUGUACCACCUGAAAUCCAGUUUGUACAUGACGAUGAAUAAAUGAAUGAAUGGGUCA